Molecule: messenger RNA, 1659 nt
Organism: Homalodisca vitripennis (glassy-winged sharpshooter)
Lineage: Eukaryota; Metazoa; Arthropoda; Insecta; Hemiptera; Cicadellidae
Product: facilitated trehalose transporter Tret1-like
Exons: 7
Coding region: 125-1528 (467 amino acids)
Biological process (GO): transmembrane transport
Cellular component (GO): membrane
Molecular function (GO): transmembrane transporter activity
Source: RefSeq, a predicted model, not a curated record
UGAUAAUGCUGGUUAUAAUUACUUUACUUUUGUGUUUUUUGUGAAUGUGCUUGUUGUGAGGAUGCAGUAAUACAGCUGUAAUAGUGUCACGUAUUACAAAAAAGUUUUAUGAAUAAAGAUAAAAAUGUUGAUAUUGAUGGGAUCUCCCGCCUUGAGAUCGGCGUCUAUUCAGGUCGCCGUGAGUGUGUUGGCCAACUGGGGCAUGCUAAACACCGGCAUGUCUAUGGCAUUCCCUUCCGCGGUGGUACCACCAUUACUGGGCUCUGCUCCUGGCCUACAUGCAUCCGUGGAUGAAGCUUCUUGGAUAGCCAGCAUGUCUAUGAUGACAGCGACGUUUGCGUGCCCGGUGUCCGGCCAGCUGAUAGACAGGAUCGGCCGGCGCAAGGGUCUGAUACUGCUGAGUCUCUUGGCUGCCAUAGGCUGGCUGCUAAUGGCAGUUAUCUCACAGACCCUGUACGCCCUGUAUGCCGGCAGACUUUUCACUGGCUUCGCGACAGGCAUGGCCUCCAGUAUCUCUGCGGUCUACACCUCUGAGGUCACCGUUGUCUCUCUCCGCACCACUCUGGUCAGCUUCUCUCCGAUCAUGUUGGCUGCUGGAGUCUAUCUCGUGUAUAUCUGGAUAUUGUUCUAUCAGAACUCCUGGGUCGAGGUCUCGUAUUUCGCAUUUGGAUUGAGUAUGAUAUCAUUGGUACUGACGCCGCUGCUGCCAGAGAGCCCGAUGUGGCUGCUGAGCGGAGGCCGUGCUGAGGAAGCUCUGCAGGCUCUGCAGAGACUGCGAGGAGCGUCAGCCCCCGAGCAGGUCAAGGAGGAGCUGGACAGCUUCAGCGGCAGAGCGAGCGACAGGCAGCAGACAACCUCCUGGCUCUCCGCCUUCCACAAACUGCAGAGGCCUCAAAGCUACAAGCCGCUCCUUAUAAUGCUUACGUACUUUCUCUUCCAACAAAUGUCUGGUGUAACGCUAGUUUUAGUUUAUGCAGUGGACUUUGCUCGAGACGCCGGGAUCAUGGCUGAAGCCUACUACAUAGCGUUAGCUAUGUCCUCUGCUCGCAUGCUCGGUACUUUUCUCGCAAUCUGGAUCUGUAGCUUGUGGGGUAGGAGACUCCCUGCUGUACUCUCUGGAACCAUCAUGAGUGUGUCCAUGUCGGGCUUGGCGCUAUCGGUCUCCCCGUUCUUGUCACUGCCGUUGUGGUUGGUCUCCGCCCUCUCUGUCACCUUCGUGACCUCCAGUGCCAUAGGCUUUGCUGCCCUACCCUUGUCUAUGACUGGCGAGGUUUUCCCGACAGAUGUGCGAGGGGUAUGCAGUGGGUUAACGUCAUGUCUGGGAUUCUUUGCAACCUUCGUAGUCGUGAAGAUAUAUCCCGGUACGGUGAGAGCUGUAGGUGCAUUUCCUGUUUUUGUGUUUUUCGCUGCUUCAGGAAUAAUGGGAACAAUCUUUCUCUACGUGUUUCUUCCAGAAACACAUGGGAAGACGCUUCUUCAGAUAGAGAAUUAUUUUAAAGGCACUUCAAAACAGAAGACGCAUAUUUAGGUAACCGAUAAUAAGGAACAAUUUUUCCAAAAAUAGAUUCGUCAUAGUGCUGGCCUGGACGAGCAGUAUUUAUUAAAAUUGUAAAUGGAAUUUUUUAUGUUUAUAAUAAAGAAGUACGUACAAUAUUUGGA